UAAUUGUUAUUUUUAAACGAUUCCGGAAACAUUAAUAAUUGGGAGUUGUACUGAUAAACAACUGUAGCGCAGGUGGUGUGGCGUGAUCUCAGGUAGUCCUACCUGGAGGGGUAGGGUUGAAAAGGUUAUUUAAGUGGUUGCAUGCCUUUGUUUCGGGUCAUUCUUAUGCUAAGCCUAGAUUGUGUAAGAGCUAUCUAUACUCGUAAAUAAAAUUGAGUCAACAAGUGAAACGUCUAUUUCUUCGUUACUACUUCUAACCUAAUGGAUGGUCAUGAGAACUGGUUACCACCCGAUGACCAUGCAGACCAUGCGAAUAGUAGAACUUCGCCGACAGCAGCGGUGGGAUCACAAUCCCCUAUACUAGGCGGGCGUCGCCGAUCGGUUAUUCAACCUGAGCCUACUUUUACCAUGGACCAAGUGAUGAGCCUGGUAACCACAGUCACAAAGCAAGCCGCGGCAAGUGCUGUUAAUGCGGCACUGUCUGCCACUGCCGCUAAUCCACAACAGCUGGCGCUACCCCGUGAACGAGGAAAUUUCUACCUACCCCCGUUCGAUCCGGAUGUACGAUCUCAUGAUAUUCGAGAUUGGUGCGCUAAUGUUGAUGAAACCAUUUCCGUCUUCGCUAUAUCACCUCAAGAAGCACGGAUGAAAGCCAUACUUCAGUUAAAAGGAAGAGCAAAAGUGUGGGCCGACACGUGGUCUCUACAUUCAACUACUUGGGAUCAGGUGAAGGAAGAUCUAAUCAAGACAUUCUCAAAGGAGUUUCGGUAUGCUGAUGAUGUACAGAAGUGGCGCAACUACACGUCGGACCAAGCAGCGAGCUACGCCGAAUACGCCACUACAGCUUGGACAUUAUUCAAGCGCGUGCGGCCGGAAGCGAAUGAUACCGAUGCUGUGGAUGCUGUUAUCACAGGUAUUUAUCCUGAACAUAUUAGAUCUGAAUUGUUGCGAAGUACGCCCGACUCUUUGCCUAAACUAGUAUCUGUUUUGAAGACAUACCGUAAACGCAAAUUAGAUACACUAGAAAAAACGAAUAAUAAUAACAAUUCUAAGAAAGCUCGCCCCACUGAAACAGAUCCAUUUGAUAUUGAUGAUGACGAGUCUGCCGUGUGGGCGGUGGAUGAGACGAGUAGCAGUGUUCAAAAUGAAGACUGCUCUCAGUCCGAGACUCAAUAA
Messenger RNA from Cydia splendana, 1176 nucleotides. RefSeq lists its product as uncharacterized. Lineage: Eukaryota; Metazoa; Arthropoda; Insecta; Lepidoptera; Tortricidae. The record is from RefSeq and is a predicted model, not a curated record. The transcript is spliced from 2 exons. Bases 262 to 1176 code for a protein of 304 amino acids.